This is a messenger RNA of Frankliniella occidentalis (western flower thrips), 767 nucleotides long. RefSeq names its product baculoviral IAP repeat-containing protein 5-like. Bases 139 to 600 code for a protein of 153 amino acids. The transcript has 4 exons. The record is from RefSeq and is a predicted model, not a curated record. Lineage: Eukaryota; Metazoa; Arthropoda; Insecta; Thysanoptera; Thripidae.
UUGGCAGCAUUUCUAACCGCCAAUGCCCGAUGCCGGUGCGUUGCGUAUUGAUAGCUGGAGAAAAGCCUCAGUGCUUAGUACUGAAAUUGUAAUUGAUAAUUGAUAAAAAGAAAGUACUGCCCACCGCCCAAAUUCUUAAUGGAUGUCCCAGUAUGGUCUACAUCUCAGGAGGAACGGUUGAAAUCGUUCAAGUAUUGGCCUUACAAGAGAGGUCCAUGUCGUCCAGAAAAGAUGGCUGAAGCAGGUUUUUAUUCAAUUGGAAGUAAAUCAGAACCAGACCUUGCGAAGUGUUACGUAUGCUUGAAGGAAUUGGACGGAUGGGAGAAGGAUGAUGAUCCCUGGUCCGAGCAUAAGAAACACGCUGCCUUAUGCCCAUAUGUUGUUUUAAACAAAAGUCCUGAUCAACUGACUGUGAAAGAUAUUCUAACCCUAGAAUGUGAAAAACAGAAGAAAAUUCUUGUACUCAGACACGAUGAAAAAAUUAAAAUGCUUAACGAAAUCCAGAAAGCUGUGAGAGCUGAGCUAGAUAAGAGAAAUGGCAAAGAAAACAAGCGUAAAAUUUCCAGAGCACCUUCCAAGAGGACAAGUAAGAAGGAAUGAAGUUUUUAAUCUCUUUUGGCUGAAAUUAGGAUCUCCAAUGUGAUUUAGUAGAUGGUGACAAACUGUUGGUCCUCAAUUUCUGAUUAUUUUUAUCUUGGACAGCCUGUUAAAUUGUAAAUAACUUGUGAUUUUUUAAAGAAUAAAUUGUAUUUUUAUUGAACAGAAAA